Ostreobium quekettii is the source of this 717-nucleotide messenger RNA. Lineage: Eukaryota; Viridiplantae; Chlorophyta; Ulvophyceae; Bryopsidales; Ostreobiaceae. The record is from the annotation of a GenBank genome assembly.
AUGAGCGUCGACACGGGGCGAUCGGAUCUCUUCGCGGAUGCCGGGCAGCAGGACGUGGUCCUGAGCCUCAAGGCGCAGCUGAACGAGAAGGACCUCGAGCUCAUCGAGCUGCGGCAACAGCACAAGCAGCUGAGGGAGCGGUCUCAGGAAGCAAGAGAUAAUUUUGAGACUGCCCUAGAGUGCAAGGACGUGGCCGUCCUGCAGCUCGAGGAAGUCCUUUCUGACCGAGAGCGAGCAUUGGAGGAUGCCACGGAUGUGCAGCGGGAACUCACAGAGCUCAACGAGAAGGCUGUGAAGGAACUUGACAGGCAAAGAGAAAAGCUGCAGCAGCUCGAGAAGGUCGUCCAGGACACGAAGGCGGACCUGUCCUCUGCUGUGGCUGAAAAGAAUGAGGCAGAGGCAGAGGUCUUCAAGCUCCGGGUACAGCUCGAGUUGGCUGCCAAGCAGGCCGAAGACCUCCUUUCCAGCCAGCAGCAGGCUGUUGCAGAAAUCAAGGAGGCAAAAUCUGGCGAAUUGCAGUCAGCACAGCAGCACUCCGCCAGGCUUGAGAGCGAGUGCCAAACUCUGCGAUCGGAAAAUUUGGAACUCCGACAAGCAAUAUGGGAGAGGGAGAGGGACAUCAGUGAUCUCCGGCAAAAACAACAAGUGUGGCCGCCAUAUGCCUCUGGGAUGUCCCACGCGUACAUUUGCAGAAGCACUUCGUGUGGCAAAUUCUGA